ACUAGUCAUGAUGAUGGAUAGAGCUGUACUGCUCGUUUUCUGCUGUCUGGUGAUGUCUGUAUCAGUUGCCCCACUCUACCCAUCUAUUAGGUUUGGUCAGAGGGACACGUCCAUCCUGUUGACCUCCUCUAUAGAGCAUCCCAUGCAACUGCUGGAAGAAAACAGCACCCCCUUGACGCAAAAAGCCGAACUGCGAUCAGGAAGACAUGCUGAUGCUAUCUUUACCAACAGCUACAGGAAGGUUCUAGGUCAAAUCUCAGCCAGGAAGUUCCUACAGAGCAUCAUGGGAAAACGGCUACAAGUAGAAGGCCGGAGCUAUAAUGUGAAAUGUCAGUCAGACAUUUACGAGGGCACCUACAAACAGGACCUGACAUCUGUUCAGAGAAAACAGAGUUACAGGGGACAGCAAAACAAUUUCAAGAAGCCAAGACUUCUAUGUAGUGAAUGUAAGCGAGGACAAAGUGAAGACAAGAAGUGUUUAUCUCCAACCCUAAUGACCUGAAAAUGUCAAAAUAAUAAAUUAAAAGCUAUUUUCCUAUCAAAGCUUUGAGUCAAGAAAAUCAAUGUCACUCAGUUCAUACACUCUGGAAAACAAUUGUACUAAAGGAUAUGUAACCACAGUUUUCACAAUAAAGCAA
This is a messenger RNA of Salvelinus namaycush (lake trout), 638 nucleotides long. RefSeq names its product growth hormone releasing hormone (gene ghrh). Gene Ontology annotation, cellular component: perikaryon; terminal bouton; extracellular region. Gene Ontology annotation, biological process: growth hormone secretion; positive regulation of growth hormone secretion; positive regulation of cell population proliferation. Gene Ontology annotation, molecular function: growth hormone-releasing hormone activity; neuropeptide hormone activity; growth hormone-releasing hormone receptor binding. The transcript has 5 exons. The record is from RefSeq and is a predicted model, not a curated record. The coding region runs from base 8 to 502 and encodes 164 amino acids. NCBI's taxonomy places the organism in Eukaryota, Metazoa, Chordata, Actinopteri, Salmoniformes, Salmonidae.